Eurytemora carolleeae is the source of this 3861-nucleotide messenger RNA. RefSeq lists its product as uncharacterized. The record is from RefSeq and is a predicted model, not a curated record. The coding region runs from base 2 to 3700 and encodes 1232 amino acids. NCBI's taxonomy places the organism in Eukaryota, Metazoa, Arthropoda, Copepoda, Calanoida, Temoridae. The transcript has 11 exons.
AAUGGCAGAGGCAGAAGGUCACAAGCUCUUUCAAAAGCCUCAGGAGCCGAAGCUUAAAGUACUGGGAGUCUUGAUAAUUGAAACCAGCAGUCAGGGCGUGUUCAGGUUCUUCUGUGAAUUUUGCCGCCUGGAGAUGACAAGAUUCUCUAGGGUUGAGAGGGAGGUCCACUUCGCUGAACAACACUUUUACAGAGUUUUGCUUUUGUUGAAUAAUCAGCGGCGCAGAGAACAGAGCAAAAGAGAAAGUAUCUUCCCUGGAUUCUGUUAUUUCUGUAACAGUAUUCCACCACAAGGGGAGUCUCUUGUAGUUCAUCUGGGUUCAAAGCAUCAGUUAAUCUACGAUGUUAUACCUCUCCCUUGUCACUCUGUAACACCGGAUCUUGCAUCAGAUGAUACCACUUCAGUCGGGAACCUUGAUGAGAAUACAGCUGAGUUUGAUGACAUGGAUUCGCCAGAAAUGAACUUUCAUGAGCUUGGUAGGCCAGACACUCAAACACUUCUGAUGCCAGACACCCAGACACCUCUGAUGCCAGACACACAGACACCUCUGAUGCCAGACACCCAGAUUAAACCCAAUAUAAUUCAGAAAAGAGGAAACCCCACAGAGUACAUUUAUGAUGAAAGGGUCACUACCUCACAGGAAAUGAAGACACAGCAUUACGGGUCACAGAUUUCUAAUUUCCAGGGGUUUAAUGUCUCAGACUCACAUGGAAUAAACAUGAUGCAGUACAAUAUGCAGAAUCCAAAUUUCCAGAGUUUUAAUGAACCGGGCCCAAGUGGAAUUAAUAUGAAUCAGUACAGUACACCAAAUAUAAAUGUCCAGGAGUGGAAGGAAUCGGGCUCAUGUGGAAUGAACAUGAAUCAGUACCGUACGCAGAAUCCUGACUACCAAAGGUUUAAUGAACCUGGCCCAAGUGGAAUUAAUUUGACUCAGUACAAUACUCCAAAUGUAAACGUCCAGGGGUGGAAGGAAUCGGGCUCAUGUGGAAUGAAUAUGAAUCAGUGCGGUACACAGAUUUCAAGCAUCCAGAGGUUUAAUGAACCGGGCUCACAAUUCAUAAACCAUCAGCCCACUGAGUAUCCCAACCUGCAGGAGUACAUUGUACCAUCUUCAAAAGUUUUAAAUAUGACGCAGUACAACAUGCCUCCUAUGUACGGAGAACCUGACGCCCAGACAAUGCAUAGGUUUGAUCAGAACAGGAUGACAAAUACGGACAAGAGUAUUGAUACUACUGAGAGACCUGUUCUGAAAGAGGACCUUGUGCCGGAAAUAACUAGGAUAGUUGAGAAUGAUGCCGGAGAGUUUAUUAACGUGUCUGCAAACAGUUCUCAUAAUUCUCAGAACUCUGAUCCCGCAGCUGUUAACAAUAAUAUAGCUGAGAAAGAUUCUGACAAUGAUGUGAGUAUCCUAGAAAGAACUGCUUCCAAGGUUGAUGAAGAUUCCCAGGAGAUAUACACCUCUAACAAUCUCAGAGCUGCUCAGGAACUAACUGAUUCCAAGAAUGUUGAAACUGAUCAAGGAUCAGUAGGAUCCAAGAAAGCUGUAGUUGCUAAAUUAGCUCUUUCUAAUCAAAACAUCGAUUUCUCGGAGUUAGUCGCUGAAGUCACAACUCUGGAUGAAAUUACUGAUCAUAAGGUUGAUGCAGGGCUUCAAAUCCUCAAUGAGAAUAUUGCUGCUACUCUAACUUUCGAAAAUAACGGAGUGGAUGAAGAGUUCGCUGCUGAAACUAAUGAAAACAAAGAAAACAUUACUCUCAAGAAUUUCAAAGUUUCAACUCUCGAGAAAGAAGAAAAUAUUCCUGAGAAAAAGAAAUGUAAAGCUUCAGUGUUAUCAUCAACCCCUAGAAAUGCUAAUCCAAGUGAUGUUGUGGAGUCUACUGUUCUAACUUCAACUCCUAGGAGAACGAGAACUAACCAGAAUGUCAAAUAUGCCAAGGGAAGAAAGAAGAGUUCAAGUUUUCAUGAUCUAGUAGAAGAAAUAAACAUAGACGAAACUAAUUCUUGCACAAUUUGUUAUGUUCAACUCUCUCCUGUCGACGUUGAACACUCCAUUAGUGCUUACACUAGAACCAAGAGCGGAGCUGGUUCUUCAAGUUUUGUCCCUAGAUCUCCAGGGAACAAUGCUUCCAGAAUCAAACCAAGCAAUAUGAGAAGCUACCUGUUCCAGAAGGAGAAGGAAGUAUUGAUUCAGCAUUCUACUUCAGUUGAUGAAGGUAAUCAUGCUUCUCUAUCCCCAGCAGUUAACUCGCGUAAGAGAAGUAGGACCUUCCUCAAUGAGAAUAUUGUUGCUACUCUAACUUUCGAAAAUAACGGAGUGGAUGAAGAGUUCGCUGCUGAAACUAAUGAAAACAAAGAAAACAUUACUCUCAAGAAUUUCAAAGUUUCAACUCUCGAGAAAGAAGAAAAUAUUCCUGAGAAAAAGAAAUGUAAAGCUUCAGUGUUAUCAUCAACCCCUAGAAAUGCUAAUCCAAGUGAUGUUGUGGAGUCUACUGUUCUAACUUCAACUCCUAGGAGAACGAGAACUAACCAGAAUGUCAAAUAUGCCAAGGGAAGAAAGAAGAGUUCAAGUUUUCAUGAUCUAGUAGAAGAAAUAAAAAUAGACGAAACUAAUUCUUGCACAAUUUGUUAUGUUCAACUCUCUCCUGUCGACGUUGAAUACUCCCUUAGUGCUUACACUAGAACCAAGAGCGGAGCUGGUUCUUCAAGUUUUGUCCCUAGAUCUCCAGGGAACAAUGCUUCCAGAAUCAAACCAAGCAAUAUGAGAAGCUACCUGUUCCAGAAGGAGAAGGAAGUAUUGAUUCAGCAUUCUACUUCAGUUGAUGAAGGUAAUCAUGCUUCUCUACCCCCAGCAGUUAACUCGCGUAAGAGAAUUAGGACCAUCCUUCCUCUAGGAGUUCUUUUUAACAAGUCAAACAGCGGAAUGAAAGAGGAUACAUGUGUGAUGAGAACAAGAAACACAGAUGAUGAGAAUCUCAAACUAAUUGACUCCAAGAUUAAUCAGAACCUGGACCAGGAAGAAGAAAUUACGGUGCUUCAGCAGAACGAAGGGGAAGAGAAAGAAGUUUCGAUAAUUGAACAGGAGAACGAAAGAGGAGAAGAUGUGAAGAUUAACCAGAGGAAAGUGAGCGGAGAAGAAGAUGUGAAGAUUAACCAGAGGAAAGUUAGCAGAGAAGAAGAUGUGAAGAUUAACCAGAGGAAAGUGAGCAGAGACGAAGAUGUGAAGAUUAAACAGAGGAAAGUUAGCGGAGAAGAAAAUGUGAAUAGUAAUCAGAAGAAAGCGAGAGGAAAAAAAGAUACAGUGAUUUAUCAGUACGAAGUUGAAGAGGAAGAAGUUUCGACAAUUGACCAGAAGAAAGUGAGAGGAAAAGAAAUUGCGAAGAUUAAACAGAAGAAAUCGGAAUUGGAAAAGGUUGGGAAGAUUAAGCAGAAGAAUGUGGAAGGAAACAAGGUUGAGAAGAUAGUAUCCCCAGAUCUGUUGCUUGAGAACUGUAUCUUUGUUGGUUGCAAUAGAAGUUUCAGAACCAAUACCGGGCUUACAAACCAUCUCAGAAGUCAUUUUAAGGAUGAGCUGAAGCAAGAACGUAAGCAUGAGCAGGGACGUGAAACAGUUUUCUCCUGUAAUCUGUGCUUUAAGCAGUUUACACUCAAGUGUGCCCACAAGAUUCACUUCAUGUCUAAACACAAGGAGUAUGUAGAGUAAUCAUGUUUCUUGGUGACACAUCCGCUGUUGCCAUUUUUUUAGUGUAAAGCUGCUUCUUUCUGAAGUUGCUUAUAGUUAACAUUUUAAUAUGUACAAAGAAAAUUUUAUGUAAAAUUUGGCUAAUUUUUUUUAAUGUAGAAAUAAACAAGUGUGUCAUAAAA